AUGGUUGGAAAGACUAUCUUCGCUGCAGCUGCAGCUUCGACCUUGGCGUCUUCUGCUCUUGCCUUCGAUGCGGAUUUGAGCUCUAACCUCGCCGUCUACUGGGGACAAGGGCAUGCCCAGCAGAGACUAGCCCAUUUCUGUGAGGAGACAUCGAUGGAUAUCAUUAAUAUCGGAUUCAUCAACUCCUUCCCUAGCGCCCGAAAUGAACUGCCCGGGUCCAACUUCGGAAACCAGUGUGGUGGAACAUACCCCAACUCAAAUUUGCUUGGACCCUGCGAAUAUCUGGUGGAAGAUAUUCCCAUUUGCAAGGGUUUGGGAAAGACUAUCUUGCUGUCCAUCGGCGGUGACUCUGCCAAUGAAAAGCUUGCGGAUGAUGAUACCGCUGCUUGGUUUGCCGACUUCCUUUGGUACUCGUUUGGUCCUUAUAAUGCCGCUGCUAUGGAAGAGAAUGACCUCUACGUUCGUCCGUUCGGGUCCGGCGAUGAGAACUAUGUUGAUGGUUUCGAUUUCGAUAUCGAGAACAGCGGAGACACUGGAUAUACUGCUAUGAUCAAUCAGCUCCGCACCCGUUUCACAGAGUCUGAAAAGACAUUCUACAUCUCGGGUGCACCUCAGUGCUCCAUCCCUGAUAAGCAGCUCGGCGAUGCCAUCAGCAGGGCGCAGUUCGACUUCAUCUGGGUUCAGUUCUACAACACUCCUGCAUGUGCUGCUACCGCUUACUUCGAAUCUACUGGUGGUUUCAACUUUGACCAAUGGGUGGAUGUCAUCCAGGCUUCAGACUUGUCUUCUGAUGCUAAGCUCUAUAUUGGACUUCCCGCUGCAUCCGAUGCCGCUUCCGUGGGCUACAUUGAUGCUAAUUUAGUCGGAACCUUGGUGGACGAGUACUUGAACAAGUACCCCGCUGUUUUUGGUGGUAUCAUGCUUUGGGAGGCCACCUUCUCCGAAAACAACAAAAAUAGCGCUGGCCAAACGUAUUCUGAACAGGUCAAGGACAUCCUUCUCGAGAUUGCUCCUCCUGUUGUUACUCCUACACCUACACCCACACCCACCCCCAGUGUGACCCCAACCCCCACCCCGUCUCAGGUUGCCACUUCUAGCAGUGCUGCAGCCGCUAGCUCGUCGGUAGCAUCGUCUUCAAGCCCCGCUAUCUCUUCCAGCUCCAGCGUUGUGGUUGCCUCUUCUAGCUCCGCUGUUGUCUCUAGCCCCGCUGCUGAUACCACCCCUGCUGCUUCGAGCCCUGUUGCCUCCGCUUCAAGCUCCGCCGUUGCUUCGAGCUCUAGCGUUGUCGCAUCCAGCCCUGCCGCCUCCGUUUCUAGUUCUGCCGUUGCCUCUAGCGCUAGCGCUGUUGUAUCCAGCCCUGCUGGUGGUGCUUCUAGCUCUAUUGCUGCCUCCAGCCCUGCUACCUCUAGCCCUGCUGCAUCUAGCCCUGCUGCAUCCAGCCCUGCUGGUGAUGCUUCUAGCUCUGUUGCUGCCUCCAGCCCUGCUGCCUCUGUCUCUAGCUCCGCCGUUGCCUCUAGCUCCAGCGUUGUUGCAUCCAGCCCUGCUGGUGGUGCUUCUAGCUCUGUUGCUGCCUCUAGCCCUGCUGCUUCUAGCCCAGUUGCCUCCGUUUCUAGCUCUGCCGUUGCUUCUAGCUCUAGUGUUGUUGCAUCCAGCUCUGCUGGCUCUUCUCACGUUGCUUCUAGCCCUGCUGCCACUGGCCCUACUGGCUCCGCUUCUACCGCUGUUGCCUCUGGCUCUGGCUCAGCCAUCUCCUCGAGUGCUGUUGUGUCCACAAUUCCCGUUGUUGUCCCCACCAAGUCUGCUUCAUCCGCUUCGACAUCCGGUGCUGUGACCUCUACUGGAGCAGGCUCUCCUUACUCGACCACCGAGACUAUUUACAGUACCUCAACUGUCUUUGACUGCCCGUCCAGUGUUACUAACUGCCCUGCUCGCACAUCCACCAGCGCUGCCAGCACCACCGUCUACAUUGUGACCCCCACUCCGGCUGUUCCCUCUGUCACCGAUUCUGCUAGCACUGGAGCCGCUCCCUUCGUCACCACUGAGACUAUCUACCACACCUCAACUGUCUUCGACUGCCCAUCCAGUGUUACUAAUUGCCCCGCUCGCACAACCACCAAGGCCAGUACCACUGUCUACACUGUGACCCCCACCUCGGCUGUUUCCACCAUCACUGGAUCGCCCGAGACUGUCACCGCUGUCAUUACUACCUCUUACACUGAUAUCUGCUCCACUGGUUUCACCACCAUCACCACUACACUCACCACUUACUACUGCCCUAUCACCGCCGCCGAGGCUACUGCUACUGGUACUCUGACCAACCCCGCUGGUGCUGGCGCCACCGCGACUGCAUCAAUCCCCGAGGGCUGGACCACAACUGUCACUGUCUGCACUAACUGUGCCGCUACCCCUACCACCGUCACUCUCACAAAGCCCAUCGUCACUGCCACCACCACCGCUGAAGUUACCUCAGAGACUGCUAGUACCGGUGCCUCGGCCGCUGAGACCACCAGCUGGUCCACCACUGUGUCUACUACUUCCGUCCCCGCCGAAGCCUCGGGUAGCACUUCCACUAGCACUGUCACUCUGGUCUAUGUCCACCCCAGCUCCAAGGUUCCCAGCCAUACCCCUGGCCGUGUCCGCCCAGCAGCCAGCCACACUCCCUCAUUCUCAGCUCGUCCUGUGAGCAGCAGCGCUAAGGUUCCUGCCACACCUAGCACUACUGCUAGUGUCUCAGCCGUUUACACUGGAGCUGCUUCUAAGUCCGCUGUGAAGUUCUUCGGUGUCGUUGUCGCCGCUGUUCUCUCUAUUAUGUUGCUGUAA
Penicillium taxi is the source of this 2820-nucleotide messenger RNA. It is a transcript of the gene chiA1, whose product is annotated as class III chitinase ChiA1. Gene Ontology annotation, molecular function: chitinase activity. Gene Ontology annotation, cellular component: extracellular region. Bases 1 to 2820 code for a protein of 939 amino acids. The record is from RefSeq and is a predicted model, not a curated record. Gene Ontology annotation, biological process: carbohydrate metabolic process. The transcript has 3 exons. NCBI's taxonomy places the organism in Eukaryota, Fungi, Ascomycota, Eurotiomycetes, Eurotiales, Aspergillaceae.